UUGAGUAGGCAGUGCUGCGCUGAAAUGAAGCAGUUUCUCUUUCUCUUCUGUCGUGAUCUGUGAGAUACGAGUGUUUAAAUAACUAAACCGAAAGAGCCGAUAUGAGAGGAGAGACGAGGAGCUGACCGGCGCUGAGACUGAAGUGUGAUGGACGUGUGGAUCCCUGUAGACCCGGAGCCGAUGACGGGUCUGUCUAUGUCUGAGUUCAGCUGUCACUGCUGUUACGAGGUGCUGGUCGAUCCCACCACACUCACCUGUGGACACAGCUUCUGCCGCCACUGCCUGGCCACAUGGUGGGCGUCCGCUCUCCGGACCGACUGCCCAGAAUGCCGAGCGGUAUGGCAGGGCUUUCCCAAAGUCAACAUCCUGCUCCGACACACAAUGAAACAGCCUGUGUGUGUGUGUGUGUCAGGGAUGCGGUGGAGAGGCUGUUUCCCGCUGAUAUCAGCCGACGGAAACAGGCCGUCCUGAGCGAUCCGCGGCUCCGUCAUGUUCUCCAGGCCUUCCAGCAGCAGGGGAAGAGAGAGGCCCCUCGCGCAGCUCUGCCACAGAACCCACCGCUGUUUAAUUUACUGAACCGACCACCGUUUAAUAUGGUGAAUCCACCACAGAUCAACAUCAGAGAGUUUCUGGCUGGAAUCAGGACAGCGCUGUGCUGCAUAGCUAUCGUGUUGUUAGUGUACCGUGCGUUCAGUACCAGCUCCAGUCAUGAUGUGCUGCUCAGUAAACCACUCAGCAGGUGGAGCGCUGAUGAUGUCACUCUGUGGGUGGAGCAUCUGAGUGUCUGGACCAAUCAGUACAAACAAACCUUUCUCAGGGAACAGAUCAAUGGCAGAACGCUGUCUGCUCUCAGUGAUGAAGAUCUGUCUGCGGCUCCGUUCAGCAUCAGGAAUCAGUCUCACAGACGGAUCAUCCUGGAGGAGCUGCACAGACUCAAAGAGCGCCGAGUCUCACUCAACCUCUGGCAGUACAAGGAUCUGCAUUUAGGGAAGACUCUGUUUCUGCUGUUGAGUUUGCACAGAUUUCCCCGGCUGACGCUGCUCUAUCUGUUUCUGUUUGAUUAUGACGACACAUUUCUGCCCUUCAUUUACACCAGUUGCCCUGCACAAACAACCGCAGCAACGCAAGACAGCCUGACCGACACACCGCUGGACCGUCCGGGUUGGCGUCAGUGGGCGGAGUUUCUGCUCAUGUACUUCCUGUUGCCCUAUCAGCUGCUGUCUGCGUUCGCCUGGCACUGGCUGAGCGUUCAUAACUGGACGACACGCAUCGUCAUCUUUCACGCUCUGUUACUGUCCGUGCAGGACGUGUAUUUCUUCUGGACACUGUUGAAGAGAGGAGAGAUGAGGACGCUCCCUGUGAGGGUUUGGCAUGAGGUGUUAGCAGAGAUACUGGACUCGUCUCUGUUUGUGCUGCUGUGGCCACUGAUGCCUCUGUUCUUCUGGAACUUUCUGUUCUACUUCAAUCUGUACGUCUGCCCCUUCAACACUGCAGUGCUGGUGAAACGAACAUUCCUGCAGACGGACACACAACAGCAGAGGAUCUGAAACACAUACUGUCAUGCUGGGACUUUACUUUCGGACUCAUCACACUGCUUUUAUAUGAUUUUCAGUUUUACAGUAUAGUCGGUUUCGGGCUUAUUAUUAUUGAAUAAAACCGCUCAUAUUCAUUUA
Molecule: messenger RNA, 1673 nt
Organism: Ctenopharyngodon idella (grass carp)
Lineage: Eukaryota; Metazoa; Chordata; Actinopteri; Cypriniformes; Xenocyprididae
Product: bifunctional apoptosis regulator-like
Exons: 8
Coding region: 291-1547 (418 amino acids)
Biological process (GO): proteasome-mediated ubiquitin-dependent protein catabolic process
Cellular component (GO): nucleus
Molecular function (GO): ubiquitin protein ligase activity; protein binding; metal ion binding
Source: RefSeq, a predicted model, not a curated record